Mixia osmundae IAM 14324 is the source of this 570-nucleotide messenger RNA. RefSeq lists its product as uncharacterized. Gene Ontology annotation, molecular function: nucleoside triphosphate diphosphatase activity. Bases 1 to 570 code for a protein of 189 amino acids. Gene Ontology annotation, cellular component: cytoplasm. The record is from RefSeq and is a predicted model, not a curated record. Gene Ontology annotation, biological process: nucleoside triphosphate catabolic process. NCBI's taxonomy places the organism in Eukaryota, Fungi, Basidiomycota, Mixiomycetes, Mixiales, Mixiaceae. The transcript is spliced from 6 exons.
AUGGCACGGCAGCUCAUCUUUGUGACGGGCAAUGCGAACAAGCUGCGUGAGGUCAGACAGAUCCUCGCCGCAGGGGCAGAUGCAGCCACAAUCGACUUGACAUCUCAAGCUCUGGACUUACCAGAGGUUCAGGGCACGACUCAGGAGGUAGCACGCUACAAAGUACAAGCAGCGGCAAAAGCUUUGAAUGGGCCUUGCAUUACUGAAGAUACUGCACUUUGCUUUGAUGCCCUCGAUGGCUUGCCUGGACCCUACAUCAAGGACUUCCUCGCGAGGAUAGGACAUGAUGGCUUGAACAAGAUGCUCGACGGCUUCUCGAACCGCAGAGCGAAUGCGCUGUGCACCUUUGCUUACUGUGCCGGGCCGACAGCCGAGCCAGUCUUGUUCGAGGGCAGAACGCAGGGACGGAUUGUCCCUGCUCGUGGCCCGAGCAACUUUGGCUGGGAUCCGAUCUUUGAGGUCGAAGGCACUGGCAAGACCUAUGCCGAGAUGGAGGCAGAGCAGAAGAACAAGCUCUCGCAUCGCUACAAGGCGCUCGAAGCUCUCCGGCGGGGACUUUCUCAGCUGUAG